ACAGAUGCGACAAAACUAAAAGUGUUUUUGACAGUUGUUCGUUGAGAAACAAACACAUCAUAUAAACUGUUGACCCAAAAUAAAACACCAAUAUCACUUUUCCACAUAGUUGAUAGUCCAGUCGCCCGAGAGAAGAGGUUGAAGACGUUGAAACUGUUUAUUAAUCAUUUAUAAAGUGUAGGCUGAGAGACUACCAGAGGCACAAGAUACAGCACUUCUCCCUCGCAGGAAUACAGGUGCUCGGACCCCCCCUCCUGCCCGUUCUGCAUGGUCAUGACCAGUCACUACGCACCCUCCACAGCCCGACUCAUCCUAUUGGUCCUGCUCACUGUCACUCCACGGCUGACCGCCACCCCUGUGGGUGGGGAUGGGCAGAGGGAAGGGCACUCUAGGACACACCUUAAAGAGGACAGCCUCAACCCCUUCCAUAGCCCUCUAGAAAUCAGCCCCAGCCCCCUCCGCUACCCUUUGGACCAGACCCAGGACCGGAUAGAGGACCAGGAACAGAGCUAUGGUGGCCCUACAAACAUGGACCCUGCCCAGGCUCUAGCCGCUAUGCUACUGGAGGCCCUGGACCACACUGGGAGAGGAGAGGGGGAUCCAGUCCCUUUGGAGGAAAGAAGGGAUGAGGAGACAAGGAGAGAGGAGGAGGAGGAGGAGAGGAGGGUGGGGGAGAGAAGGAUGGAACAGCUAGGACCAGCACUAGUGGCAGCAGCUCUGGGAGAGGAGUUAAGAGAGAUAGAAGAAGAGGAGGAGAGGGAGGAGAGGAAGAGGUCAGAGGACAGAAGCUGGCUUCUAAAGGAAGACGGGGACAGAGCUGGUGGUGGCGGUGAGGAGGGAGGACAGCAGAAGGAAGAGGAGGAGGAGGAAGGUGAAGCAGGGAGAUGGGGAGGUGAAAAGGAGAAAAGAGCAGAGGGGAGUAGGAUAGGAGAGGAGGGGAGGCCUAUUGACCUCCAGCGGAAGGCUCGGGGCUACUUCCAGAACAUAGACCUCGGUCUCCAAGACAACGAGAUUCUUCCCCCUCUGAAGGGGUAUAAGGCCUACAACACCCAGCUGGCACAAGCUGGGAAAAAGCUGCACUGGGAGGAGGAGCGGGCACGCAACACACCCCUGGGGGGCAACUUCAUGGACGACUUUGAGAAUGAAGCAGAGGAGGAGGCGGCUUUGUCGAUGGUGGAGGAAGAGGAGGCUCGUGCGCGUGCAGAGCAGCAGGAGGUGCAACGGCAGCAGGAGGAGGCAGAGAGGGCUAGAGAGGAGGAGCAGAGGCUGGCAGACAUCGCCUCGGACAUGUUGCUGCAGUACAUGGGGAGACAGAAGCAGCAGGGGGCGCCCUACCUCAUGGCCAGACAGAAGGCCGGCGCCAACGCUGCUGAAGACAAGCGCUCCGAGGAGGUGGUAACCGACGGCGACGACCUGGAUCAGCAGAUGAUUGACAGGCUGAUCGAGAUCAGCAGCAAGCUGCACCUGCCGGCCGACGACGUGGUCCAGAUCAUCUCCAACGUAGAGGAGAAGAAGAAGAGGAAGGAGCUGACGUCGCUUAGCAACCCAGUCGCCCCGCGUUACCGGCCCCUAGUUCCCCCUCCCCUAGUGACGGGCCCCAUGUACCACUACACAGCCUCCUCCAACCCCAAGAAGGACCCUUACUACCAGCCCUACAAGAACAAGUGGAACAAGGACAGAGCCAAGGCCAAGGCCUACAAGCAGGACGUCUGGUUCAAACCCCAGAAACAGUUCCUAGCCUUCCCGUCCUACCCCUACUACCAGAAACCCUACCGUGCCUACUACCCUGUGUUCUUCCCCUACCCCAAACCCCAGUACUACGACAAUACUCCCAUGGGGGAGGAGCUACCCCACAGCCCGCCCUUGGACUAUGAGCUCCGGCCUACCAGGCGCAGACACAGGGCCGGGGGCAGGGCCAGAGGUGGAGGUAGGCAUGGCUGGAGACAGCAGCCCCUCCCACCCCGUCUUCCCUCCUCUCCCUACAUCUCCAAUUACAUCCUGCCACACCCCCGGACAUAUCAGCCACUGCCUAAACCCCUCUCCCCCCAGAACAGGGGCAGGCAACCCCCGUUCUACUACCCACCUGGGCCUGGGGGCUUGGGUGUAGCUGGGGGGAGGGUGGGAGGGGACUAUGAAGAUGACGAUGGGCUGGUUCCUCAGCUGGACAGUCAAGAAGAACUGGAAAACUUUAUAUCCAAAAUAUACAUGAAACGCAGAAUGUACUAGAGACAGAAGGACAGACAGACACUACCGCAGGACAAAGGGACCAAACAGGGGGAGGGAUGAGAGGGAGGAAAUAGGCUGGUUGAGAGAGAAGGAUAGGAUUGGAGGAGAGAGAAGGAUAGGAUUGGAGGAGAGAGAAGGAUAGGAUUGGAGGAGAGAGAAGGGUAGGAUUGGAGGAGAGAGAAGGAUAGGAUUGGAGGAGAGAGAAGGAUAGGAUUGGAGGAGAGAGAAGGGUAGGAUUGGAGGAGAGAGAAGGAUAGGAUUGGAGGAGAGAGAAGGAUAGGAUUGGAGGAGAGAGAAGGAUAGGAUUGGAGGAGAGAGAAGGAUAGGAUUGGAGGAGAGAGAAGGGUAGGAUUGGAGGAGAGAGAAGGAUAGGAUUGGAGGAGAGAGAAGAAAGAAAGAAAGAGAGGGUGGUGGUGAAAGAUUGCUUGUCUGUUGUUUUUCACAUUUGUUUUGUUUGUUUAUUUGUGACCAGGGGAAGGGAGGAGGAGAGAGACGAGGGGAGGGGAGAGAGACGAGGGGAGGGGAGAGGAGAGGAGGAGGAGGAGGGGAGAUGUUGAUGUUGUGAGUCAGAACUUCCGGUCGAUCCUGAUCAGGGGAGUUGCUCGCUGUCUGCUUUUAUUCAGGUCUGUCUCUGACGUUGGGGCACAUCCAGAGAGUUUCGGAGGGGAGUUUAGAACCAACAACAUGGUGCCGACAACAGGAGACUCAUGUUUACAGAAUCAUCUGUAGACGGGUUAGCUGACAACGUCAUCAAAAGGAUGUGCUUCAAUGGGACCAGAAAUACACGUUUUGUUGUGAAACGAUGACAAGAAUCUGACAUGUGGGGAAACGCAGGUCGUUUCAGCUCGUAGUAUCAUGUUGUUGAUACCAUGUUUUGUUUGACUGAUUUCAAGUCAAUGCUAAUAUGGCAACAAACAAAAUAGCUAGCUAGCUAACCAACAACUGCAACAAUAUAUUUGCGAGACAACAAGUGCUCAUUGUACAAAUGUAUUAAUGUUUUCAGUAAACAUUUGAGACUUGACAUGUUGUCCACAAUUUAUGCCAACCCCGUCUGUGUUACCCCAGAGAUGCGCACGCCUCGGUUUUGUCGCUAAACAACCAACCCGUCUACAGUGUCUUUUCUUUCAGAGAUUCAGGAGUUGUGUUUUUCUGUUAAACAUCAGUUAAUCUUUUACUAAGGUACGAAACACAGUCAUCAAUUCCAGGACUCUUUAGAAAGAGGUGUUAUGAUUCUACCUGUUCUAAUACCAAUAUAAUACUGACACAGGAAAUAGACUUGAACUUCCUGUUUAGGACUGCGUUCAUUCCGCGUGUUUACAGGUUUUGAAAUAGGGUUUAAACAAAAAACCCUUGACAGUUAACAGUUAAGAAAUUAAUUCAGACUGGUUAGAAUAGGACUAAGGUUUGUGUUAAAACAAGAAAACAAUAACAGAGCUAUUUAACAUAAACUAGGCACUGAAGUUGUUGAUGGUGGACUCAGUAGUAGGCAGUCUGUUGUGGGCCCAUAGCAGUCUGUUGUGGGUCCAUAGCAGUCUGUUGUGGGCCCAUAGCAGUCUGUUGUGGGCCCAUAGCAGUCUGUUGUGGGUCCAUAGCAGUCUGUUGUGGGCCCAUAGCAGUCUGUUGUGGGCCCAUAGCAGUCUGUUGUGGGUCCAUAGCAGUCUGUUGUGGGCCCAUAGCAGUCUGUUGUGGGUCCAUAGCAGUCUGUUGUGGGUCCAUAGCAGUCUGUUGUGGGCCCAUAGCAGUCUGUUGUGGGUCCAUAGCAGUCUGUUGUGGGCCCAUAGCAGUCUGUUGUGGGUCCAUAGCAGUCUGUUGUGGGUCCAUAGCAGUCUGUUGUGGGCCCAUAGCAGUCUGUUGUGGGCCCAUAGCAGUCUGUUGUGGGUCCAUAAGCAGUCUGUUGUGGGUCCAUAGCAGUCUGUUGUGGGUCCAUAGCAGUCUGUUGUGGGUCCAUAGCAGUCUGUUGUGGGUCCAUAGCAGUCUGUUGUGGGCCCAUAGCAGUCUGUUGUGGGUCCAUAGCAGUCUGUUGUGGGUCCAUAGCAGUCUGUUGUGGGUCCAUAGCAGUCUGUUGUGGGUCCAUAGCAGUCUGUUGUGGGCCCAUAGCAGUCUGUUGUGGGUCCAUAGCAGUCUGUUGUGGGUCCAUAGCAGUCUGUUGUGGGUCCAUAGUGAUGUGAGCACAGAGAGACAGCAUGACUCUGUUAUGUGGCCUCCUUAGUUACAACCUGAUAGAUUUUCAUAGAGGGACCAGUUAUUCACUACUCAGGAGCUAUAAGGCAGGUCACACACACACACACACACACACACACA
Oncorhynchus kisutch (coho salmon) is the source of this 4527-nucleotide messenger RNA. Its product is annotated as neurosecretory protein VGF. The record is from RefSeq and is a predicted model, not a curated record. NCBI's taxonomy places the organism in Eukaryota, Metazoa, Chordata, Actinopteri, Salmoniformes, Salmonidae. The transcript is spliced from 2 exons. Gene Ontology annotation, molecular function: neuropeptide hormone activity. Bases 268 to 2226 code for a protein of 652 amino acids.